Molecule: messenger RNA, 1639 nt
Organism: Medicago truncatula (barrel medic)
Lineage: Eukaryota; Viridiplantae; Streptophyta; Magnoliopsida; Fabales; Fabaceae
Exons: 2
Coding region: 195-1481 (428 amino acids)
Source: RefSeq, a predicted model, not a curated record
AUAUUCCAAAUGGGUGAAUACAAAAUUAAUAAUAUGAAUUCCUACUUUUGCUACUUAGUUGCGCAUAACCUAAAUAAACGUUAAGAGUCUCUCUCGAAAGAGCACUACCUGUACGAGAAAGGAGUAGCAGUGAUCUUCAUCGUCCUUGUAUUCUCAUAGCAAGCAAGUAUCAACUCAGAUAAGGUUUAAUCUGGAUGUGGCACAGAGAAGGUUUCAGCCGUCUCCGCCGAUUUUCAACGGCAGUACGACGGUGCUCGGAAGAUGAAGGUGACUGGUUCUACGCCUCAGAGUGGUGGGGUUCUGGCUCUAAUGACGGCCAAACAGUUCUCCGGUCGACUUCCGGCAAGGGAAAUGGCAUUGUUUCAGUCAUUGCACAUCCCUCCUCCAAACCCAACAGAAUGCAUUGGUCAAAAAUGGAAAGAUGGUUGCAGCAGAGGUGUGAGGAGGUGCAUCCUGGAUAUGGGGAUGAAGGGAAUCUGAGGGUGCUUGGAUAUCAAUGGCGGGGGCUGCGUUUCAACGAUGUUACUCGCCAGAGCACGGCAAAAGUAAUGCUUACUUACCGUGAAAACAAGCCAGAACUUGUCUAUCUUAUGCAGCAACCACAUUGCUUGGCUGUUCCAUAUGUGAAAAGUAUGGUAUCUGCUGGGUUGAGUGCUAUUGCCUCAUCUAAUUUUGAUAUUAUUGGUGUAUUGCAAGGAAAGAAAAAUAUGCGCAUUUUAUGCAUAGGACAUGGCGGGGGAAGCUUACCAUUGUUUUUGGCAAGUAAAAUUCAAGGUGCCAUCAUCCACAUAGUUGAAAUUGAUCCCCUUGUUAUCUCAGCCUCGAUUCGUGCUAUGGGGUUCCCGGCUUUUUCACUCAUGACAAAAUCAGGUCACAGGGAGGUUGCAAAACCUGAUAUCAUUAAUGAAGUUAUGUGGAAAGGCACCCAUGAGAGGAUUUGCCUUCACGAAGCAGAUGCUGAGGAAUUUAUUACUAAUAAUACCAAUCUCUAUGAUAUGAUAUUUGUUGAUGCUUAUGAUGGUGAUGAUGUAUUUCCACACAAGUUAUGGAACCCAGAUUCGCCAUUCCUAAAAUCUCUUAAAACUCGGCUUCAUCCCAAACAUGGCACUGUUGUGGUGAACCUGCAUUCUGACUCUGAUGUAUUGAACCAAGAUGGAUCGGUUCCAUCUGAAUUUGAGCAAGUUUUGCCAAUGGGAAAAUAUGUGUCUCAAGUUUGCAGAGCAUACAAGGACGUACUUUUAGGAACUAGAAGCUCUUCUGAAGAGAAAAGAGGUUCCGGCAUUGCUUUUACUGUUGCGGUUCCUUGGACCUGUAAUACGUCCCUAGUUGUGUGCAGAGGUUUUGGUAGAGAUAAUCAAUGUUUUAACCGGGAUUCGGUUGUAAGCACACUCAUAUCCAAAUCCCUUGAACUGGAACAUGUUAUGGACUUGCCAUUCUCUUGUUUGGAAUACAUAAAAGGAGGUUUUAUUCUUGCUGACUAGUUUUUCAGGCUCCACUUUUUAUUAUGGACAAAUGUUGGUUAUUAAUUUUAUUAUGUUUUGUAGUACAAGUUUGAACUCUGAACCUUGUUCUCAAACUCUUUCAAGUAUACUAACUCAGCCACUUGAGCUACACGAUUCCAGUGUUUUUAGUUCUGUUA